Messenger RNA from Pipra filicauda (Wire-tailed manakin), 969 nucleotides. RefSeq names its product Src like adaptor 2 (gene SLA2). Lineage: Eukaryota; Metazoa; Chordata; Aves; Passeriformes; Pipridae. Gene Ontology annotation, molecular function: protein binding. The record is from RefSeq and is a predicted model, not a curated record. The transcript is spliced from 7 exons. The coding region runs from base 1 to 801 and encodes 266 amino acids.
AUGGGGAAUCUGCCUGGCCGGGAGAAGCCGCUCAGCAUCCCAUCAGCAUCUGCUGACACCACACAGCCCCCGCUGCCGGCCCAGGCAGCCCCCAGCAGUUUCCAGGCCCUGGCCCUCUGUGACUUCCCCUCCGGCGCGGGGGUGGCCGCUGUGCUGAGGAUGGGGGAGCAGCUCCGCAUCCUCUCCGAGGACGGCGAGUGGUGGCUGGUGGUGUCCGAGGUGUCUGGCAAGGAAUGCCACGUCCCCAGCAGCUGUGUGGCCAAGAUCAGGCACGGGUGGCUGUACGAGGGCGUCAGUCGGCAGAAGGCGGGGGAGCUGCUGCUCCGUCCAGGCAACCACAGCGGGUCCUUCCUGAUACGGGAGAGCCAGACCAGGCGAGGCUGCUAUUCACUGUCGCUGCGCCGCGGGGAACGCGCUGCCUGGGCCUCGGUGACUCACUACCGCAUCCACCGGCUGGAGAACGGCUGGAUCUACAUCUCCCCCGGGCUCACCUUCCCCAGCCUGCACAGCCUGGUGGACCACUACUCUGAGUUCAGCGCGGGGCUGUGCUGCCCCCUCAGCCAGCCCUGCUCCACAGACGGCAUGAGGGCGGCCCCGGCUCCAACACCGCCUCUCGUCAAGAAACCGUCGCUGCACUGGGACAAGAUCGACAGCUCCCUCCUGCUCUCGGAGAACGCAUCCCCUCCGGAGGACUCCCCCUUCAGCCUGGGCCUGCGGGAAGCCAUCAGCUCCUACCUGCUCCUCUCGGAGACCGACAACUCUGAGCCAGACCCCGCAGGGAAAGGGGCAAAGAACAGCUGAGGACAGGCCCCAGCUGGCCACAGCCUGUGCUGGACACCCAUCCCCCAGAUCAGCCUUCACCUGCUUUCAGCCACAAUCCCCAGCUCCUCGGUGCUGGGGAAACUGGGCCCGGGACACCCCACACCAAGGUGGGGCCAGGCACCAGUGCAGGAGGAAGGGGCUGCCCGA